This is a messenger RNA of Phyllopteryx taeniolatus (common seadragon), 2241 nucleotides long. It is a transcript of the gene fam20a, whose product is annotated as FAM20A golgi associated secretory pathway pseudokinase. The coding region runs from base 214 to 1800 and encodes 528 amino acids. Gene Ontology annotation, cellular component: Golgi apparatus. The record is from RefSeq and is a predicted model, not a curated record. Gene Ontology annotation, molecular function: protein serine/threonine kinase activator activity. NCBI's taxonomy places the organism in Eukaryota, Metazoa, Chordata, Actinopteri, Syngnathiformes, Syngnathidae. The transcript has 11 exons.
UGCACACUGUCUCUCCCUCCCUCACGCUCAGUGCUGCAGUUCACGGGAAGCAGCCCAACUGUCAGCGACUUUUGCACACGCUCGCUCUCAGUCCUUCGGUGAGGGCACUCAGAGACUGAGUGCGCCAGUAGCGUCCAUCCGUGCAGUGAUGCCGCGCCGGAGAGAGCCCUUCUAAUCAACUUCUUGUUCCCGGUUUCUCUUUCCCUCUCAAUAAUGAGAAAAUACCGUCUCCUCUUGGCCGUAACCCUCACCGCCCUCUUCUCCGCUGACCUCUACUUCAUCCUCCUGCCAAAGCUGCGGAGCGCGGGAGAAGGAUCGGGACGUUUCUGUGCGUGCCGCCGCCGCAACAACUUCAGCCUCACCGGUCAGUUCUCCAGCUGGAUUUCAUUCACGCUCCAGGACGCGGGCCCUUCUGGACUCAGCAAUGGAGGCUCCAAGCUUGACGGCUUGUUCGCCCAUCCUCUGUAUAACAUCCAGAACCCCACGCUGGGGUCAGAGGAGAGGCUGCUGCAGGUGGAGCAGCUAAUGGACUACUACAAGAAAAAGGUGUCACGAUGGGAAAGACACAAGAAGUUAUACAAUGAAGCCGCGGCGGCCUCCAACAUUUCUGUGAGCGAACACCAAGGGGCCUUCGACGCUGACGCCAGCUGGCUCAAGUUCCACUCGGGAAUAAGUCGCCACGCUCUGUACUCCCGCCACGACCCCGCUAUUGCACAGCUGCUCCUGGACAUGCGUGACAUGACGGUGGUCAACGCAGAUUACACUCAAGAUGAGAAGGCUCUGAAAGGAGCGUGUGACUGCAGCCAAGUGGUGAAGCCGAGUGGACACCACCUGAAACUGGCACUGAAGAUGCAGAACUUCGGCAAGGCCAUGUUCAAGCCAAUGAGGCAGCAGAGGGACGAGGAGACUUCCGAAGACAUCUUCUACUUUGUCGAUGUCCAGAGACACAAUGCGGAGAUUGCGGCUUUUCACCUGGACAGGAUCCUGGACUUCCGCCGAGUUCCGCCGGUGGUUGGCAGGUUUCUGAACCUCACAGGCGAAGUGCUCCAAGUGACCCGUAAUGACGACCUACGGGCUGUCUUUUUCACCUCACCUGCAAACAACACUUGUUUUUUCGCCAAGUGCCUGUAUGUGUGUAAGACUGAAUACGCAGUGUGCGGGAGCCCCGACCUACUGGAGGGCUCCCUCUCCGCCUACCUGCCCGGUCUCAGCAUCGCCCCCCGCAUCUCCAUCCCCAACCCCUGGAUACGCUCGUACACCUUCACCGGACAGGAAGAGUGGCAGGUGAAUCCGGCCUACUGCGACACCGUAAAGAAGCUUUAUCCUUACAGUUCGGGCAACCGGCUCCUCAACAUCAUUGACAUGUCCGUCUUUGACUUUCUUAUGGGCAACAUGGAUCGACACCACUAUGAGAUUUUCACCAAAUUUGGUGAUGAAGGAUUUCUUCUUCACUUGGACAAUGCCAGAGGAUUUGGGAAGCACAGCCAAGACGAGAUGUCCAUUCUUGCUCCGCUAUCUCAGUGCUGCAUGAUAAAGCGUUCCACUCUACUAAGGCUCCAGCUGUUGGCCCAACCGCAGUUCAGACUGAGUGACGUCAUGAGGGAGUCCCUGCAAAAAGAUCCCCUGCAGCCCAUCCUGACAGAAGCACACCUCUCCGCCCUGGACCGCAGGCUACUGAAGCUCCUGCGAGCGGUCCAGCGCUGUAUGCGGAAGCUGGGCGACGGCCGGGUCAUCGCCAAUGACUUCAUUAGAGCCACGGUGAACCCUCGGGCCAGCGCAGAGAGCAAAAAGGCCAGGUAGCAGCAGAGGAUGAAAGUCUACUCCGCUUCUUAAGACUUCAUGAUGAAGUGCAGUCGUUUCGAUUUUAAUGGAACAAGCCAGCGAUCAAUGCAAGAUGCUGUGAAUCUCACAAAUGGGGUCCAGCGAGGGAAUCUGGAGAGGUUCCACAGAAAAUGCAUUGACCAGUGCAUUUGUGACAAGCCUAUUGUUGCACAAGGGCACAUAUAAUAAGAGUAAUGUUAUUCAAACAAAAACAGAAAGCACUCAAUGUAUAAAGAACACAAAAAUGGAUCAUACUUUGACAAAGGAAGCAAAGGACUGCUGAUAUACUCAUUAAAUUAUCUUGUGUUGUUAUUCAAGGAUGACAGAGUGAUGCACUAGAAUGGAUGCGCAUUUUUGCUUGUGAAUAUGUUGGAAUAAAUAUCAAAGGUUGGUUUGUCCAAUAAACAUUAAAUAAAGUUG